CUGUUUCUCGACACCGUGAACCGGUACAUGCUGGACUUCGACUUUGAGAAGCUGUGCUCGGUGUCAUUAUCGAACUUGAAUGUGUAUGCUUGCUUGGUGUGUGGGAAGUACUUCCAAGGUACAGGGAAGUCGUCGCAUGCGUAUUUUCAUAGUUUACAUGAAGAUCACCACGUCUUUAUCAACCUGCAUACCCUGAAAGUUUACAUACUACCCGAUGGUUACGAGGUGACGGAAGCUUCGUUGACCGACAUUAAAGAUGUCCUCAAACCAAGUUUCACACGCGAACAAGUCGCCCGAUUGGAUAAAGUGAAUCCAUAUGCGUACGAUCUGAACAACAAACGAUACCUGCCAGGAUUUGUUGGACUGAACAAUAUCAAAGCGAACGACUACCUGAACGUCAUUGUGCAGGCUUUAGCUCACGUCGAACCGAUCAGGAAUCAUUUCCUGCUGGAUGAUGGCGAUCAGGGCAGCGAGUUAGUACGCCGGUUUGGAAUGCUCAUCCGCAAAGUCUGGAACCCGCGGGCGUUCAAAGGCCAAGUCAGCCCACACGAACUGCUACAGGAAAUUUCUAACGCCAGCACCAAACGCUUCCGCCUCAGCCAGCAGUCAGAUCCCAUCGAUCUACUCUCCUGGUUCCUCAAUGCAUUGCACGUGGGCAUGGGCGGAAAACGGAAACCGGGAAGCAGCCUCAUCCACCAAACGUUCCAAGGCGAAGUCCGCAUCGACGAGCAGGCCAUUCUCGUCCGCGAAACCAGUGACGAAUCCGGAUCAGAUAAGAAGAAAAAGAUUUUCGACACCUCACGAGAAAUCACAACCAAACGCACACCAUUUAUGGUACUCACCCUGGAUGUACCUCCGCCACCGCUCUUCCAGGAUGAAGCGGAUAAGAACAUCAUCCCGCAGGUGCCGCUCACCACUCUGUUGAGCAAAUACGAUGGCGUCACUGGCCAGGAGAGUGGGAAUGUGCUAAGGCGGUACAAGAUUACGAAACUGCCACGGUAUCUGGUGUUCCACAUCAAGCGGUUCACGAAGAAUAAUUGGAACUUGGAGAAGAAUCCUACGAUUGUCAACUUUCCGAUCAAAAAUGUUGAUAUGACCGAAUUCGUAGAAGGCCCCGACGCCCUUCACUCCACCCGCUACGACCUCGUCGCCAACAUUUGCCAUGAAGGCAAACCUGGUCCCGGCAACGGUAUCUACAAGGUGCAUGUGCAUGACCGUGCGAAGGAUCAGUGGUUUGCGAUCCAGGAUCUGUUUGUGGAGGAGAUCAUGGCGCCCAUGAUCUUCUUAAGUGAGAGUUAUAUACAGGUAGGGCCCGAUGUGUGAGAGGGGUAUUUGCUUCGAGUGUACCUGCCCACCCUGAUUGACCUCUGUUCAACUGGUAGAUUUGGGAACGCAAGCAAACGUAGAUUUAUGCAUGUGUCUGCUUUUCGCUGAACCGUAGACUGGGGAGACUGAGAUUGGCUUCGGUACUUGGAAGGAGCUCGGGUACUUUCCACCUACGGGCCGUCGCACGCUUCCCGCCUGUAUUUACCUGUUUCUGAGCGCUGAAUAGGAGCAUCCCUUCUAGCCAUACCAUAUAUAUGUUCUCGUACGUAGCUUACCAUAACAUGAUUGUCCCUGGG
Molecule: messenger RNA, 1622 nt
Organism: Fimicolochytrium jonesii
Lineage: Eukaryota; Fungi; Chytridiomycota; Chytridiomycetes; Spizellomycetales; Powellomycetaceae
Exons: 7
Coding region: 28-1323 (431 amino acids)
Biological process (GO): spliceosomal complex assembly; protein deubiquitination; mRNA processing
Molecular function (GO): zinc ion binding; cysteine-type deubiquitinase activity
Source: RefSeq, a predicted model, not a curated record